CGCGUGAUCUGGCAACACCUUAACAAUCAUUCUUGUUGCAAAACAUUCUGAACAAUUUCUAAAGAAAUUUCGAAAUAUCCGUUUCAAAGUGGGGUAAAAGGUUAGGAAAACAGAGAAAAUGAGCAAAGCCAUACCAGACAGAUGGUUGAACUACAAACCGAUUGGAGAUCGUGUUCCUGGCACUCGCUUCAUAGCAUUCAAGGUGCCGCUGAAUCAGCAUGUCAACGCCAGAGUGAAUGAGAAUCUCCGCCUGGCGCCCGAAUCCCUUCUGCAGUCCGUCCCCGAUCUGGGUCUCAUCAUCGAUCUGACCAACACGAAUCGAUACUACCAGCCAAGUGCCCUAACCGACCACGAUGUGCGUCACCAGAAGCUGAUGAUCCCCGGGAAGCAGACGCCUUCGCGGGAUCUAGCCGAAAAAUUCUGUGGUUUCGUGGCAGACUUCCUUGAGAGCAACGCGGAUAAUGACAAACUAAUUGGAGUCCAUUGCACACACGGAGUAAAUCGCACUGGUUACCUGAUCUGCUACUUCAUGAUCUCCGUGUUGAACAAGUCCCCUGAGGAGGCGAUAAAAACCUUUUCUUCGGCCCGCGGUCAUAAAAUCGAACGCGACAAUUACGUGAGCUCCCUAAUGACACUCCCGAAUCAACAGACCAACAGGCAGCGUUCUUCCACGGAGAGAUCUUCCGCGAAUCGCAGUAAAAAGGACCAUAGCAAUAGGUAUGGCUAUAGCAGCAAACCAGAAGAUUGGCGUCAGCCAGUUAGACAUUACCCAGGGGAUGAAGAUGUGCAUUACAAAUCCAAACACAGAGACUUGAAAGCCUCCACAUAUGGUCGCUGGAAACAGGAACCCUAUCAGGACCCCCACGACCAUCCAAGAGGCAGCCGCUGGAGCCAACAUACUUAUUUCCGCAGCUAUGGAAGGGAUCAAGAGGAAUGGCAGGAUAGGACUCAAGGGUACCAAUCACGAGAACGCAAUGAGCAGAGCUGGAGACGCUAUCACCAGUACCAAAGGGACUAUCCGAGCAGAAACUACAGCAGCAGAAACUUCAGGGAAAGAAACUUCAGCGAAAGAAACUACAGCGAAAGAAACUACAGCAAUCAGGAGUAGCCGCUUAGUUCCGUUUAAUAUUUUAAAUUUACAGAAAACCCCCACUUGAUAGUAAUAAAUUUCCAACGGUGUGAUGAGCGAA
This is a messenger RNA of Drosophila teissieri, 1190 nucleotides long. Its product is annotated as RNA/RNP complex-1-interacting phosphatase homolog. Bases 119 to 1108 code for a protein of 329 amino acids. The transcript has 7 exons. Gene Ontology annotation, biological process: protein dephosphorylation. Gene Ontology annotation, molecular function: polynucleotide 5'-phosphatase activity; protein tyrosine/serine/threonine phosphatase activity. The record is from RefSeq and is a predicted model, not a curated record. NCBI's taxonomy places the organism in Eukaryota, Metazoa, Arthropoda, Insecta, Diptera, Drosophilidae.